Messenger RNA from Drosophila innubila, 1714 nucleotides. RefSeq names its product 1-aminocyclopropane-1-carboxylate oxidase-like. Gene Ontology annotation, molecular function: dioxygenase activity. The transcript has 6 exons. The record is from RefSeq and is a predicted model, not a curated record. NCBI's taxonomy places the organism in Eukaryota, Metazoa, Arthropoda, Insecta, Diptera, Drosophilidae. The coding region runs from base 227 to 1453 and encodes 408 amino acids.
ACUAAAACUCGCCUCGCAGUGUUGGCGAAAAUGUGGUGAAGUGUAGACGCGUCCCUUCCGCUCGUUGGCGCGUUGUCGUUUGCCUACCAAGUGCUUGUUUGAUAAAUCGUCUACAACUGUGGCAAGUGCUGUGUGUUGCGUGUCUACAAACCAAAGAAUUGCAAACGAAUUGCAAAAGACAGCUUCAAUAUAAACAAAAACACAGACACACACACGCGGAUACAAAAUGCUGAAAACAAAAACAAGCGACGACAAGCUCGACACGCUGCUAUCAAGAUCUGCGGUGCCCAUCAUCGAUCUGGCUCAUUGCGGCAUUGAGGAGGUGCCCGUGAAAUCGGUGGUGAAUCGUGUGGGUCAUCAGCUCCAGAAGGCAUUGUCCGAGAAGGGCAUGGCGCUGCUGGUCAAUCAUGGCAUAUCUGAUGAGAAGCUGAAGACCGCUUGGGAUCAUCUGGAUGACUUUGUGGACCUGGAGACGGAUGUGAAACAGCAUUACAUACGCAGCGAUGGCGAUAAUCAUGGCUAUGUGAGUCCGGGAGUUGAGAGGUUUGAUGGCAAGACACCGGAACUGCGUCAUGCAUUCAACAUAUGCACAUUGAAUGCCCAGAAUCUGCCGGAGGAGCCACUGCCUGGCUUUGCGGAUCACAUUAGCACACUGGCCAAUGACUUCAAGGCGCUGGCCAGCUUCAUACUGCAGGCGCUGGCCGUCUCACUGGACAUUCCGCACACAUUUUUCCUCGAAAAGCACUCACACAUGUUGUCCGGCGAUCACGACAAUAUGACCACCCUGCGCAUGCUCUACUAUCCGCCAGUGGUGGACGAUGAGCCCGGACAUGGACAGAAUGAUGUGAUCAAGGGCCGUUGCCAAUACAGCUACCAGCGUUGCCUCUCGGAUCAGCCGGACUUUCGGCCCGAACAUAAUCCCCGCGAAGAGCUCAACGAACUGGAUGGGAUGCCGGCCAAUGGCAAAGAUGGAGAGAUAUCCGAGCACAAGCUGGCCAAUGGCGAUGUCAUACGCUGUGGCGCACAUGUCGACUAUGGCACAUUCACACUCCUGGCCCAAGAUUCCGAAGGUGGCCUAGAGGUCAAAUUACCCGGUAGCGAGAAGUGGCAUCGUGUCGGCCAUUUACCAGGUGCCAUUUUAGUCAACUGUGGCGAAAUCCUGUCCAUUUGGACAAAGGAGCGAUAUCCCGCACUGGAACAUCGCGUCGUCAUACCAGAGCAAGAGCACUUACGAAAUCGUGGUCGUCACUCGAUCGCCUUCUUCUGCCAUCCAGACAACAUUACAAUGAUAUCUCCCAACGAUCUGCCUCAAACAGAUGCCGCACAGAACUCAGCGUGCCUCAAGCAGCGCAAGAAGUCCUUUAAGGCGGCGAAAGAACGAGUCUACAACGCGUAUCAGUUAAUACAGAAAAAGUUUAAGGAUACGUACAGCAAUAACAAUCAUUCUCAAUGACGUUGCAAACUUUGUGUUCCCCCUGUCACCACCUUUCCCCAACAGUCUGUCAUCCCGUGAAGCGUCACCUACCUGAGAGGAGUAUCGUCGAUAAGAAAUUUGAUGAUGUUUUCAUAUUUUUAUUUUAAUUUUUACUUUUAUUAUUAUUAUUUUACAUAUACGAUUGUAAUUGCUUCAUUUCUUUAGUUUGUAUCAUAUGUAUUUGAUAUACAUGCAUACUAUUUAUAUAUACAAAUACAAUACAUGCAAAUACCAUACAAA